Wyeomyia smithii (pitcher-plant mosquito) is the source of this 5495-nucleotide messenger RNA. It is a transcript of the gene Dlg5, whose product is annotated as disks large homolog 5. The coding region runs from base 378 to 5354 and encodes 1658 amino acids. The transcript is spliced from 9 exons. NCBI's taxonomy places the organism in Eukaryota, Metazoa, Arthropoda, Insecta, Diptera, Culicidae. The record is from RefSeq and is a predicted model, not a curated record. Gene Ontology annotation, molecular function: protein binding.
UUUUAUUCAAGCGUGCAAUACUGUCAAAAUGUGAAAAUAUUUUAUUUUUCAUUACACUAUCGCAGUUUAAUUUUAAAUUCAAAAAUAUUGUCUUAAAUUGUGCUAUUUGUGUUUAAUUUUCUAGAGUUUGAAUUAUACACCGGUUUUCAAACGGCACAGUGUGCAUUUUCAGCCUAUCGCGCUGAAAUUCGGUUUUGUUGUGUAGUUGACAUCUAUGUGAAAUCAAUUUUAUUCUAGUGUAUUAAAAAAGUAUCUUAGUAAUUUCAUUUGUAAAUAUCUUUCGACUAUACAUACUUGUUACGUUGAUUAAUCAGAAGAUACACACAUAUACGAACACGGGUCACAAUCAAAACCAAUCAAAACUUUAUUUGAUCAAAAUGGCAUCCAGCGAAAAUAACAGUGAUGACGGAGAAGUUUCCAACGAUUAUGACCGCAUGAUCCAAAUUGAAUAUCUCAAAGGAAAGUAUAGAGACGUUAUGACGCAGUUCAAAACCAUAUCUAAUGAAAAACAAAGGCUGGAACGAGAUUAUCAGAUGCUUAAGAAAGAACUUGAAAGUGAAAAGGGAGAUUUUUUUAACACCUAUCAUGAAUAUAAUCUGUUGAAACAGAAAUACGACAAUUUGAGAAUGCGGUAUGACGAAUUUGUAAGUGAUCCUGCCCACUGUUUAAAACUAUGUGAAGAUUUAAAAAAAGAGCGAAACAAAUAUAAAGAACUGCUCAAAGCAGCUGAACUUGAAAUUGAGACAGUAAUGUCAGAACGAGGAACAGUGCUUAAAGAAAUUCAAAAACUUUAUGAUAAAAAUGAAAGCUUGGAACGUGAUCUACAAAAUGCGUUGCGAUGUCGCGAUGACUCUUUGAAGGAAUGCACAACGCUACAGGAGAAGCUGGAUAUGUUUAAAAAUCGCGGAGAAUAUUACUUGGAUUCUAACUGGAGUCGGGAGCGAACAGAAAGCAAAGAUAAAUUCGAUAUGGUAACAGAGAACCUGGAAUCAGCCAAUAGAGAAAUUGACAGGCUUAAAAAAACACUCGAUAAAGCUAAGGCUGAAAUAACAAAAGCAGUCCAAGAAACAGAAAUCGCUAAGGGAAGAAGAGAUUGGGCCAUAUCUGAGCGCGAAAAAAUUGUUCAGGAAAGAGACAGUGUUAGAAACUUAUGCGAUGAGAUCCGUAAAGAACGAGAUACUGCUACCUCUAAACUUUUAGCUGCUAUCAGAGAUAAGGAUGAGGCAUACAAAGAAAUUGAGCAGUUAACAGAAAGAUUGGAAGCGCAGAAUGUUUUAAAAGAUACUUUGAACAACAACGUUACAACGAACGAACUUUCGACUAAUUCUGCUGAUGGUAGUUUCAGAAGCUCACACUACAGCUCAUAUAGUCUAGAUUCAUCCUAUGAUUUAGAAACUCUGCAUCAAUAUCUUACAGAAAUUAUAGAGAUUGACUCUUCGUCUCUUCAAAGUAACAUAUCUGAGUGGGGAAUAACCAUAAGCGAUAACACGGAUGAAUUCAAUGAAAGUAUCUUGCCAAGAAAUCUUACAGGUCCACAAGUGAUUUCUGUCGAAACUAGUUCUGUAUUUUCUGGGCGUUUAUUACCAAACGAUAUCAUAUGUCAGAUUAAUACAAUGGAUUGCACAUUGCUUUCUAAAAGAAAAGUUCUCAAGGCAAUCAAAAAUAGUACUCCGACGUGCUUGAUAAUGGUAAAACGGCCUCUGAAACGGCUUUUACCAAUUCAAAUAAACUUUCUAAACGGAAACAAAAAUCAUGGACUACAUUUAGAAACAGGCGUAUACAUUUCUAAAAUAGAUGCUAAUUCUCUAGCAGCAAAAGAUAGUAGAAUAUGUAUGGGGGACAGGAUAAUUUCCAUAAAUGGAAAACCUGCAGAAAACGUAAAAAAUGUAAAUGAGAUAAACACUAUUAUCAACGACAUGAGAAACAACAAUCUCAGCCUAAUAUUAGUAAAAGAUUUUAUAAAUUAUCCUCGAGAUAUAAUUUUUCCAACGCAACAGUUGCAAAACAUUAGCAACUGUACACAAUCAGACCAAAACCAUGAAAAUGUACAAAGAGACAUAAACCGAUUGAGUUUGGACCUAGGCAGUAGUAAUCACUUUAUGCCUUCGGCGAUGCUUUAUAAUAUCAACACUACAUCAAGUACACCAAAUUCAGUAGCGGCUAGUAUACCAUCUUCGUCAAAAUCUACUUCGAAACUAACUGGAAUGUUCCAGAAAUUAAAAGAUAAAAUGAGUAUAAAUAAUCAUAAAGAAUGUCAGGAAAGUGAUGCAAUUGCUGUUCUUGAUUCGGUUCUAGAUAGUGAUGACCCAGAUGCUAUACACUCAACGAUGUACGCAAAAGCUAAAGAGAAAAAGAUGAAGCGGAAAUCAAGAGAGAGUCAAGAAGUUCCCCGUGGAACAUGGCCUCGUGUAACAAUGACAGUUCAUACUAAUGAAAAUCAUGUAGGUACGAUAGUGCAUAGACCAAGAAAGGAGCGUCCGAAGCUUAGUAUACCAACUGAUAACACAGAGAAAAAUUAUUUUUCAUCUCCCAUAAGUGAUUGUAGUAUCACUUCUUCUCAAAUUACAUCCAAUAUUCAAGGUAAAAAUAUGAUGGGCUAUGGUGUUUCCAGUAAACGUAACUCAAAUGCAAUUGCUGCAGUUGACAUUGGUCACACAUUACAAACAUCUAAGCUAAGUUAUGAUAAUAAUCUGCCAAAAAACAAUAAUUCUGCUAGUGGAAACAAGAGUUAUAGAACUUCUACGUAUGACGCACGUAACAACAAUCAUAACUUAAACGCAAACAGGCAUAGUUUGAAUUUAUCUAUGACCCGGCAGCAGCCAUUAGUUUCACAACAAAACACUAUAGAUUUAAUACCCAUAAAAAAUAAUCCAAUUGUAGAUUGUAAUCUGUCUCCCAAAAAUCAAACUGGCUAUAACUUUACAAGCAAGGCACAAUUUAAAGAUCAUGUGGAUUGUUAUGUUCCUUUAGCGGUUCCAAAACAUCUUUAUAAGUAUUCUAGUGAUACUGAAAGUUUUGAUAUGGAUUGUACUACCACAACAACCAGUAACAUCAAUACUCUUCCUUACGCACAUAUUAGAAAGCAAUCCAUAGGCAAUAUAAGUAAUUCGUCUUUGUCGAACAGAGUUCCGACGAUAAUUAGUGGAGGCAAUCAAAGUUGCACUGUCAGUUAUAAUUCCCCGGUAUAUCCAGGGAUUUCAAAUAUUCCAUCGAACACUUAUUCUUAUCCCACGGCAACAGUACGACCGACCGGAAAUGCUACAUCAGGAGGAGACACAAUUGGGCAUCCGCAACCAUAUCACUCCCAUGGAUCCAUUGACUAUCAAUUCAACAGAUAUAGUCAUAUUCAAUCGUCCAAAGAAGAAGUGCCAACUGGGUUGAUGGGUUAUGAAGGUGGUACAUUUCCGCGCAAUAAAGUGCAAGGAUACAGAAUACCUUCUAAUCAAAGCGUGACAAGUCGUGGCAGUGGUGGCAAAAUAAGCAAUGGCUCUCUUGAUUACUGCAGUUCAGAAAGAGCAUCUCCUAUUCCAACAUUUCAGGUUCAAGUAAUAGAACCUGGCAGAAUAUCGAAUAAGCGAAAUUCACUGCAGGAUUACACCGUACGUACGAAACCUAACAUAGGCGAGCUUCGUGUUGUUCAUAUUGACAAAAGUGAAAUGUCGCUUGGAAUAAAAAUUUUCUGUCAAGGGAACGGAGGUGGAGUUUUCGUUUCAAAUGUUGGAGAAAACAGCCUCGCUAGUAAAGUGGGUCUUCAUAUUGGUGACCAAUUGCUGGAAGUUUGCGGUAUCAAUUUGAGGAAAGCUACAUAUGACCUUGCAGCACAUGUUUUACGUCAGUGUGGAAACUCCAUCACUAUGCGCGUUUUAUACAAUCCCGAAGUGUAUUAUAAUCUAACAACAAGUGAGGAUAACAUUGGUCGUUCAAGCUCGCCAACUCCUCAAAACUCACCCAGAGUAAUAGGGCGUUCAAACAUUUCAACAGUUAACACAACAACUGUAAACUCAAUAUCCACCAUCACAUCAAAAAAUAUAGCUAGUAAUGACAAUCAUCAAUCACAAAUGACAAAUACAACGCAAUCCAAUCAUCAUAAAGAACAGCCACGAUUGAUAUUCAUUGAAACCAGGAAAAACUCUAAUCUCGGAAUAAGCCUUGUAGGAGGAAACGCCAACGGAAUAUUUGUACAUGGUGUUCAGAAAGAUUCAAUUGCUGAUAACGCUGGAUUGCGAGUGGGUGAUCAUAUUUUGGAAUUUAAUGGUGCUGAUUUACGAAGAUCCACGGCUGAACAUGCAGCUCUGGAAAUAGCAAAACCAGCGGAAAAUAUUGCCGUACUGGUUUUGUAUAAUAUUCAAAAAUUUAAUCAGAUCAAGGAUAAACCUGGUGACGCGCUGUAUAUAAGAGUAGGAUUUGAUAGAAACUGCGAUCUUGGUGAUUCAGAGCUUUCUUUUAACAAGGAUGAAGUUCUUUACGUCGAUAAUACAAUGUUUGGUGGAAUACCUGGCCGUUGGCGUGCCUGGAAACUAGAUGAAUGUGGGCAUAAAUUGCAAUGCGGAAUUAUUCCUAACAAGUUGAAGGUCGAAGAAGAACUGAGACUGCUUGGUGAUCUACAAGACGUUGAUACAACAACUCGGAGAGGAUCAACAUCUGCGAGACGUUCCUUCUUUAAACGAAUCAAACCGCAAAGAAGCUCGUCUAGAGAUUCAAAAGAACUAGCAAGUUUUAGCAAUGCGCAUUUGAGCUUAUACAUUGAUUUGGGUUCUUUAAACGAUGAUGGUGUUACGAGUUAUCAACGGGUCGAGCGUUUAGAAUAUAAAUAUCGUCCGGUACUAAUCCUCGGACCACUUUCCGAGUGUGUAAUCGAGAAAUUGUGCAUAGAUUUUCCGGAAAACUUUUAUAAGUGCCAGCAAAAUCAAGUAAGAUGCACCAAAGAAGAAAUGGAAAAUGGUAUUCAAAAUAAUACCAUUGCUGAUUACCACCGCAGGGGUAGCAUGUUUGAAUAUACAUCUAUACAAACAAUUUUAGAUAAUAAGCAACAUCAUUGUAUACUUGAUAUAUGCAUAUCAGCAGUGGAACGUCUUCAAAGAAAUCAAAUUUACCCAAUAGUGCUGUUGCUGCGGUUCAAAUCAGCGAAGCAGAUAAAGGAGAUAAAAGAUGCACGCUAUUCUAGCGAUAAAAUUUCGGCAAAAGCUGCCAAAGAGAUGUAUGAACAUGCGUUAAAAAUUGAAUCCGACUAUCGACAUUAUAUAUCUGUGGUAAUUUCUGGUGUUAACAUUGCACACAUGUGUACUCAAAUAAAAGCUGCUGUUGAUAGUGAACAAAAUAAAAUCUUGUGGGUUCCUGUUUCAGCAACCAUAUAAAAGAAAUAUCUGCUACGGGCAAAAUGCAACCGGUUUGUUGUACAUGUAUUGACUUCUAUCGACAUGGAAGUGAAAUUUUUUAUACUUACAUAAAGUUAUUUUUGCAAAUAAAAUUGUUUCAUAUAAUAUUGUUAACAAAUA